Messenger RNA from Spea bombifrons (plains spadefoot toad), 662 nucleotides. RefSeq names its product nucleoside-triphosphatase, cancer-related (gene NTPCR). The transcript has 5 exons. Gene Ontology annotation, molecular function: ATP hydrolysis activity. Lineage: Eukaryota; Metazoa; Chordata; Amphibia; Anura; Pelobatidae. The coding region runs from base 83 to 655 and encodes 190 amino acids. The record is from RefSeq and is a predicted model, not a curated record.
CACUCCAAGGAGGCGUGGUAGGGAGUUUCGGGGACUCGUAGUAGGUAGUGUGGAAACGGCGACCACGUAUUAGGGGAUCGCUAUGUAUAAGCAUGUUUUCUUAACGGGCCCGCCAGGGAUUGGAAAGACCACUCUAAUUAAGAAAGCAUCAGAAAUGUUAAGAUCAUCUGGUGUUUCCAUUGACGGAUUUUACACAGAGGAAGUAAGACAAGGAGGUAGAAGAAUUGGAUUUGAUAUCGUAACCUUGUCAGGAAAACGUGGGACCUUAUCUCGAACUCAGUCAGAUGGGCGUACAGAUAGGCGUGAAUACAGAGUUGGACAAUAUGUUGUAGAUCUUGUGUCAUUUGAACAGCUUGCUCUUCCUGUACUCAGCUCGACAGUAAAAGAAAAUGGGAAAGAGAAAAUGAUAUGUGUUGUUGAUGAAAUUGGCAAAAUGGAACUCUUCAGCGAGUCGUUUAUUCGCACUGUCCGUAAAACAUUGGAUUGUGCGGGUGCUUUGGUAUUUGGAACUAUUCCAGUUCCCAAAGCGAAGCCUCUGCCACUUGUGGAUGAAAUAAGAAAAAGGCAAGAUGUUAAAGUGUUCCAUAUUACAAAAGAAAAUAGAGAUGUCAUACUGGAAGAAAUAGUGGCUGCAAUAUAUGACUGCAGAAAAUAGUGUAUUU